Messenger RNA from Drosophila novamexicana, 2054 nucleotides. RefSeq lists its product as uncharacterized. The transcript is spliced from 4 exons. Gene Ontology annotation, biological process: positive regulation of voltage-gated potassium channel activity; regulation of synaptic transmission, cholinergic; sleep. Lineage: Eukaryota; Metazoa; Arthropoda; Insecta; Diptera; Drosophilidae. Bases 192 to 806 code for a protein of 204 amino acids. The record is from RefSeq and is a predicted model, not a curated record.
ACUCAGCUAAGCGCGUGACGAGAAUCGACAAAAAUUUAAAUUAAAUCAAAUAAAUUCAAAUUCAAAUAAAAUACCAUUGAAAUAAAUUGAAAAUAAAUAUAGACGAAUAAAAGUUGUAUUACACGAAAAGUGUUGAAUAGCGACGCGUGGAAAAGCCAGAGGAAAACAAAAAGAAAAAGCGCCGUGCGAAAAUGUGCCUUCGCCUGAUGAGGUCGUCAGCUAUUUUGUUGCUAUUGCAUUUCCUCUGCUGUAUAUCACAAGGCGCGGCCAUCAAAUGUUUUGUCUGCGACUCGAGCGACAAUCCCAGCUGUGCGGAUCUCAAGUCGAACUCGAGCAUUGUGCCUGAGGAAUGCACAUUGGACAAAAUGAAAUCUCUGGACACCUGGCUAUUCGAUUUGAACAAGUUCUCGUAUUUCGAUAAUGGGGCCAACAAGCAUCCGCUGAUGAAUUGCCAAAAGGUGGUGGCCACAGACCCUGAUACCAACAAGCUGGUCACGGCACGCUUCUGUCAGCUGGACACUGGGGACUCGGAUGCGUGCGAUAUAUUGCGCUCCAAGCUGCGCAUCACCAGCGACGGCAGCGGCAGCCAGCGGCAGCGACGCCGCGAGCGGGACCAACAGCAGCAGCAGCAGCAGCAGCGGCGCAAAGGAUAUGGCCAGGAUGCCGGCGAGCAGUCGCCCGAGGAGGAGUUCUUUUGUGACAUCUGCAAGACGGAUCGCUGCAAUGGGGCGGCCGCUGUGACGCUGACGUCGGCGUCGCUGCUGGCGUUGGGGCUGCUGCUGACACGCCCACUGAGCGGCUGCUGAAGCGUUGAAUGGUUUGCUGGCGGGCGGCGGACGGGCGGCGGUUGCAUUUAGGUUGAGUUAACGUUAACCUUUAUCGUUUACUUUGUAAAUAUUCGAGUGGCCAUCGAGCGACAUUGUUGAGUUUGUAAAAGAACAAAAAAAAACCAAAAAAAAAAAAAAAACACGCUAUAAGUCUACCCCCAAGCCCCAAGUGCCCCCAGGCCAACCCACCACAGCCCACACCGACCACCCUUAAGGCCGCCAAGGCCCUAGACAUGUAAGUGACAGCACACACAGAUACAAAAUACAAAUACUGACACAUACAGAUACAGAUACACAGAUACAGAUACACUCCCGCAGUGGCAAUCGCUUUGAGUCCUAAGCAAAUAUGCGAAUUUCAAUUAACAGCUAGCAAAUGGCCAAAGGAGAACACAAAAUUUAUGUGUCUUAUAUCAAGGAUUUUCAAUUCAAUUUGUUCGAUUGCGAGCACAGUGUGCACAGUGUACUUGUUUAUGCAAACAGCUUAACAUUUACAGUGCUGCCACCUAGCAGGAAACUGCACAGAUAUGGCAACACCAAACAGUAUACAAUUAACAUGAACUUUGCCAGGCAGUUGUUGAAUGGCUUUAUGGCUUUAUUGAGUUGUAAUUGAUUUGCUUUGAGCAAAUGCCUGAUGAGCUGAAUGUUGUGUAUAAAUUCACCAAAUGCCUUUAAUUUUCUAUUGUUCACAUUGCAAUGUUGAAUAUAUAUAUAUGAUCGAACAAUUAUAUUUAUAUAUAUAUGAGUACUUAUGAUGCCAUGAAGUAACUCUGAGUUAGUUUAGGUUUAACCGCUAUUAUUGAAAAAUCACAAAACAUUAUCUUCUUUUUUUGGCUUUUAAAUAUUUCUUUACUCUUGCCUUCAGGUUAUUUCAUGGUACAUUAUAUUUAUAUCGAAUGAAUGUGUAUUUCUAGGUAGACACAACUUAAAUAGUUGCAUUAUUGUUGCAAAACUCAUUACAAAAAAACAAAAAGAAAAUCGAAAAAAAAAUAUUUACAUAUAUUAAAAAAGGAAUGAAAUGUCAACUCAAUGAAUUCAUUUAAACUUAUAAACAACACGUUUUAUAUUACAAAUAUUUAUGCAAAAAAAAAAACCUUUAAAGAAUACGCUAGCAGUGUUUAAAUGUUUCAACAAAUGCGAACGCCUUAAGCAAUAACCUUAUAUAUAUUAGAAUUAAAAUGUAUUUAUACUAUGAUUUUCGAAACACGCAAAAACAAUCAGCAAAAGUGU